AAUAAAGUAAUUCUACAUAUUUAUUUCAUAGUUAUGUCAUUGUGUAACCAUUCGACUUCGUCACGAAUAGGAAUUCCCGUCUCUAAAAAUAGAACAUUUUACUUGGGAUGUAAACAGACGACAACUGUCAAAAUCAGUGUUAAACAAUGGCGACAAGUAAAAAGGAACGGGAACAAAAAUUUUCGUUGGACGAUUGUUUAAUCCUUUGUAAUUUAAUGGCUGAAGGAAGUGGCAUCAGCGGAUUAACCAACCAUGAGCUACUGAAACAUAGAUUUACAGAAGGAAUAACUAGCCAAACAAAAAAGAAGAUGUGGACAAGAGUGUCGGACUUGUACAAUGGAAAAGCCAGCAAGUCUAGAUCUGCUGACAAUCUAGAAAAAAAAUGGGUGAACCUGGUGGCCAAGCACAGAAUAAUAUAUACGGAUCACGUGAGAGACCGUGCACUGACUGGAGGAGGUUGUUUGCAAAAAACUCUGGACAUCGUGACAGAGGCGGUCAUGAAUGUAAUUGGAAUUGAGUCGCCUUCAAUCGCUGGUGCUGCAGGCGUGGCACUUGACUCCAGCUUCAGUCUAUUGGAGUCAUUUUCAGCUGCCGCAAUACCUUCCCAUACAGUAACACAAUACUUGGAAGUGGUGGCAGGGCCAAGUGAAUCGGUGGAUUAUGGUAGCAGAUGUAACUGCAGCUGUCACGGAAACGACCAACUACAUGGAAUGUCUUUGGAGCAACUGAAAAGAAAAAAAAUUAUACUUGAAAUCCAGUUGUUAACACAAAAGCUACAGUCACCAUAAAUGUUUUUUUUAAUGUAAGCUUUUGUUUUUUUUUAUCAAAAUCCUUAGUCCAUAAAAAAAUUAAAUACUUUUUUAAAAUAGCAUUUGUUUUAAUGAAAAUUUAAUGCAUUUUUGAUACAGAAAGCAAUUUUGAAAGCAUGAAAUGCUUAAAUAUUUAUUAUGUUUGAAGACACUUUUACAAUAUACAAUAAUAUAUAGAAUCUUCUAAAUCACCUUUUUUAACACAUGUAUGGACUUCAUUUUCAGUUGUAUAUUUUGUACAGUUGUGUCAGUAUUACUGACAAGUUUAAUUCUGUUUAAUAAUUUAGAAGUACGAUAAAAUGGUCUUCAUUUAAACAUUCAAUGUUAUUGUUCUUUAUUGUUGAAAGGUACAUACUUUUACAGUUCGAUAAUUAUAUUGUAUCACCAAAAUUGGUAACAAGUUUAUGCUAUUUUUUACUGUUAACUGCAAUGAUAAUUAACAUCAAAGAAAUCGUAAACAUUUAGAUGUUUGUAAACAAUGUACAUGGGUUGUUCACUCUAAUGUGUAUUUUGAUAUUAACUCUUAUGUCCAUAUUGAAAUUGUUAAGUCAUUAAUUUAAUUUGUUUUACCGUACCUUAGUUAAAAUAUGUUAGUGCUACAAAAUCCCUGUAUCGCUGAAAGAAGCUCAGGCACCUAGUCCCCCGAGUUAUAACUCGUAUUACCUGCUAUGUGGCAGGGGUAUCAUCGGGCGCCACCCGACUCUUUGUAGCUAGGUUCGGCUUAUAUCGGGCUUCUCCCCCCAUUUAAAGUUUAAAAAUCCGAGUGUCACUUGUGUUCGAAGGCACAGCACUUUAAAUUAACACACAUUUUUAAGACUUGUUUUGUCUUUAUCCAAUGUAAAAGAACAAACAUUUUAUAGACUUGUUUUGUCUUAAUCAGUUGUAAAUGGGCACACAUUUUUAAGACUUGUUUUGUCUCUUUCAGACGUUAAUGAACACACAUGUUAUAGACUUGUUUUGUCUUUAUCCAAUGUAAAAGAACAAACAUUUUAUAGACUUGUUUUGUCUUAAUCAGUUGUAAAUGGGCACACAUUUUUAAGACUUGUUUUGUCUCUUUCAGAUGUUAAUGAACACACAUGUUAUAGACUUGUUUUGUCUUUAUCCGAUGUAAAUGAACACACAUUUUAUAGACUUGUUUUGUCUAUGUGCGUACCUUAGUUAAAAUAUGUUAGUGCUACGAAAUCCCUGUAUCGCAGCCCAUUCUGAAUUCCUUGGUAAGGUACUUCCUGCUGCAUGUUGGCUGGUAUAUCAUCCCCAAUCAUUGGGAUGUUCAUUUCUUUGCAAAUGUUAUGCAACACUCCACAUGCCAUGAUAACUCUGUAAAAAUGACAUUGAACACUAUAUUACACAGUGUAUUAUGAUUAUGUUGUUAUUUUUAGUUCAAAUAAAUGUGAUGUUUAUGUUAAAUCAUCAUUUUUAUCAUUGUAAUUUUUUUGGCAACACAUAAAUGACUUACUGACAAGCCUUUUCAGGUUUCAAUCGAAUUUCCCCAUGCAGGACUCCCCAUCUUCUUUUCAGUUGGCCAAUUCCUCGUUCAACUUUGCACCUUGUUAUCUUGUGAGCUCUGUGAUAUCAAAUUUACAUUUAAUAAAUAUAGUUAAAUUAUUUUGCUGAUAUACUUUUUAAAUCACAAUCAGUGUGUGAUAUUAUUAUUGCAAUAUAUAAAAACUUUAUUUAUUAUUGUUUGUAUUGCUACACCACAUGAAAUAAAAACUUAUUUUAUGCCAUGGAUAUAGUUGUAAACAUACAUUCAAAAAGCACUAACCAUAACCUGAUAUUGUUUUAUUUCAAAAUGUAUCAUUCUAAUAUGUUCUCAUAGUUCUAAUAAAUAUUGUAGACAAUGAA
This is a messenger RNA of Dreissena polymorpha, 2654 nucleotides long. RefSeq lists its product as uncharacterized. The transcript is spliced from 5 exons. Bases 147 to 788 code for a protein of 213 amino acids. Lineage: Eukaryota; Metazoa; Mollusca; Bivalvia; Myida; Dreissenidae. The record is from RefSeq and is a predicted model, not a curated record.